GAGGAGACGGGCGAGAUGUUCCGCGUGGGCAACUGCCGUAGCGACAUGACCGUGCGGGAGCUCAAAGAGGAGCUGGACUUGCUGGCCGGCAUCCCCUUCAACCUGCAGCGGCUCCAGUACCUGGACCAAGGCGUGCUGAUGGACGACGCCACGCUGCGCUUCCACGACGUCGUCCCGGGGGGCGUGGUCUCGCUGUGUGUCUGGCACUAUGACGGAUGGACGGAGCUGGUUUUGGCGGCGGUGGAAGGGGACCCCAGUAAGCUCUCCUGCCUCGGGAUCACUGAAGACUCCUUCUACCGCACCACCUACUCGAAGCACUUUGAAGGCGAGACGUGGAAGCAGUGGGUAGCCCGGCGGGCGUGCGUGGCGCUGUACAUCACCUCCCACAGAGGCCACGCCGAGGCUGUCCAGUACCUUCUAGAACACGGAGCCGACUGCUCCAGCAAGUCCCCGCUGGGCCGCACGCCGCUGCACGUGGCCGCGGCCAUGGGCCGCGUGGACUGCAUCAACCUGCUCUUCCAGUAUGGGGCGUCCAUCCGGGACAAGGACGCCAAGGGCGAGACCCCCAUCGCCGUGGCCCGCCGCCUGAACCGCAAGCAGAGCGAACGCCGCAUGUUCCUGCUGCACUGGAUGGCCAAGUCGGCGGCCAAGGGGCGCGACCCCACCCUGCGGAGGUCACUCCCGAGAGCCCAAGGGGAGAAGAGCCCCGAGGAGCCCCACUGA
Molecule: messenger RNA, 723 nt
Organism: Lepus europaeus (European hare)
Lineage: Eukaryota; Metazoa; Chordata; Mammalia; Lagomorpha; Leporidae
Gene: ANKRD60
Product: ankyrin repeat domain 60
Exons: 4
Coding region: 16-723 (235 amino acids)
Molecular function (GO): protein binding
Source: RefSeq, a predicted model, not a curated record